AUGAGAAAAGCAAUUCUAGGUGUUCUUUUGCUUUGGUUUCUGUGCUCAACAAUUUUAAGGUCAUGCAGGGCAAACAACUUGGUUUGUAAUGAAAAGGAGAAACAAGCCCUUCUGAGCUUCAAACACGCUCUUCUUGACCCUGCAAACCAGCUGUCUUCUUGGUCUAUUAAAGAAGACUGUUGUGGAUGGCGAGGAGUCCACUGCAGCAAUGUCACUGCUCGAGUUCUCAAGCUCGAACUUGCUGAUAUGAAUUUGGGAGGUGAGAUUAGUCCUGCUUUGCUCAAAUUAGAAUUUUUGGAUCACUUAGACUUGAGCUCGAAUGAUUUUAAAGGUUCUCCAAUUCCAAGUUUCCUGGGUUCCAUGGGGAGUUUGAGAUAUCUUGACCUCUCCUAUGCUGGAUUUGGUGGACUAGUCCCUCAUCAGCUUGGAAAUCUCUCGACUCUUCGUCACCUGGAUCUGGGAGGUUACAAUAGGCUGUACGUUGAGAAUCUUGGUUGGAUUUCUCAUCUUGUUUUUUUGAAGUACCUAGGCAUGGAUCGGGUCGACCUUCACAGGGAAGUCCAUUGGCUUGAAUCUGUGUCUAUGUUCCCUUCUCUUUCAGAGCUGCACUUGUCCGAUUGUGAACUUGAUAGCAAUAUGACUUCAUCUCUCGGGUAUGACAAUUUCACAUCUCUCACAGUCCUCGAUCUUUCUGAGAACAAAAUCAAUCAAGAAAUGCCAAAUUGGUUGUUUAAUCUCAGUAGUCUUGCUUUUUUAAUUCUAUCAGAAAAUCAAUUCAAGGGGCAAAUUCCAGAGUCCUUGGGCCACUUUAAAUAUCUAGAAGAUCUUGAUCUUUUUUCUAAUUCCUUUCAUGGCCCUAUUCCUACAUCCAUAGGAAACUUAUCCUCCUUAAGGGCAUUAAAUCUUUAUGCUAAUGGGUUAAAUGGUUCUCUUCCUACGAGUAUGGGGCGUCUUUCAAAUUUGAUGUCCUUGGCUCUGGGAUAUGACUCCUUGACCGGUGCUGUAUCAGAAGCACAUUUUACAACACUUUCAAAAUUGAAGGUAGUACAGAUAUCAGAGACAUCCUUCUUUUUCAAUGUGAAAUCCAACUGGACUCCUCCUUUUCAGCUUCAAUUUCUGUUAAUUUCUUCCUGCAAGAUAGGUCCCAAGUUUCCGGCAUGGCUACAGACCCAAAAGUCUCUUUCCUAUCUAGACUUUUCUGGGUCAGGAAUUGAGGACACAGCUCCGAACUGGUUCUGGAAAUUCGCUUCAUACAUCGAUCAGAUCCAUCUCUCUAAUAACCGGAUAUCUGGGGACUUACCCCAAGUUGUACUAAACAAUACUAUCAUCGAUUUGAGUUCUAAUUGCUUCUCAGGUCGGUUGCCACGUCUCUCUCCGAAUGUUGUUGUGUUGAAUAUUGCUAACAAUUCAUUCUCGGGACAGAUUUCCCCUUUCAUGUGCCAAAAGAUGAAUGGAAGAAGUAAAUUGGAGGUCCUUGACGUAUCAAUUAAUGCUUUAUCAGGGGAACUUUCUGAUUGUUGGAUGCAUUGGCCGUCUCUUACUCAUGUAAGCCUGGGAAGCAACAAUCUAUCUGGUAAAAUCCCCAAUUCCAUGGGUUCUUUGGUUGGACUUAAAGCAUUGAGCUUGCACAACAAUUCCUUCUAUGGAGAUGUACCUUCAUCACUAGAGAACUGCAAGGUUUUGGGGCUGAUAAAUCUAAGUGACAAUAAAUUUUCAGGAUUAUACCCAGUAUUGGAUUUCGCUGAUAAUAAUCUAUCAGGAGAGAUACCGAAGUGCUUGAAUAAUUUCAGUGCUAUGGCUGAAGGACCUAUCCGGGGUCAGUAUGAUAUUUGGUAUGAUGCUUUGGAAGCAGCCUACGAUUAUGAAUCUUACAUGGAAAGUCUUGUUUUAGAUAUAAAGGGGAGGGAAUCAGAGUAUAAAGAGAUUCUUAAAUAUGUUAGGGCCAUCGACCUUUCAAGUAACAAUUUAUCAGGAUCAAUCCCAGUUGAAAUCUUUAGUCUCUCCGGAUUGCAAUUUCUAAACUUAUCUUGCAAUCAUUUAAGGGGAAUGAUAUCAGCGAAAAUUGGAGGCAUGGAAUACUUAGAAUCUUUGGAUCUCUCUAGAAACCGUCUUUCAGGUGAAAUUCCUCAAAGCAUUGCCAAUUUAACAUUUCUUAGUCAUCUGAACGUGUCGUACAACAAUUUUUCUGGAAGAAUUCCUUCAAGCACCCAGCUUCAAAGCUUGGAUCCGCUUUCUUUCUUUGGCAAUGCUGAACUGUGUGGAGCCCCUCUUACCAAAAACUGCACAAAAGAUGAAGAGCUCAAGAUACAACACCGAUGA
This is a messenger RNA of Vitis riparia (riverbank grape), 2319 nucleotides long. Its product is annotated as receptor-like protein EIX2. NCBI's taxonomy places the organism in Eukaryota, Viridiplantae, Streptophyta, Magnoliopsida, Vitales, Vitaceae. Gene Ontology annotation, molecular function: protein binding. The coding region runs from base 1 to 2319 and encodes 772 amino acids. The transcript is spliced from 2 exons. The record is from RefSeq and is a predicted model, not a curated record.